This is a messenger RNA of Meloidogyne enterolobii, 393 nucleotides long. NCBI's taxonomy places the organism in Eukaryota, Metazoa, Nematoda, Chromadorea, Rhabditida, Meloidogynidae. The record is from the annotation of a GenBank genome assembly.
AUGGUUAAUUUAAAAUUAAAAUUAUAUGGAGAAAUAACUAAAAAAGCAAUAGAAUUGUCUAAAAUUCAAAAUAAAUAUAAAGGAUUGAAUAAAGAAAUAAUUAUUUGUAGAAAUAUAAUAUUUAAUUUGAAGAAGGAGAAAUCAGAAAUUAUAAACAAAUGUAAUGAAGAAAUUAAAAAAUUUUUAAAUGAGAAAAGUCAAAUUGAUAAAUUAAAAGAAGAGAAUGAAAGAAUUUCUAAUUUAUAUGAUAAACAAACGAAAGAGCUUAUUAAUGUUAGUGUUGAGAAAGAAAUUUUGGCUUCGCAAAAUUCAAAAUUAAAAUUGGAUAUUUUGCAAGCACAGAAAACUAUGUGGGUAUUAUACAAGAAUAUACACUCCUCCACAAAAGUAUAA